GGGCGCGGGCCUCACGGCCGCUUCCUGCCCGCCCGCUAGCCCUGGCCGCCGGGGGAGGGUCGUCCCGCUAGCCCCGCAGCGGACCAGCGAUCGCCGCGACCCCGCCCGCUGGGCACCCUCCCAGAGGGAAGGCGAGAACAGAGAAGGAAACGUGCUCCAGACUCUGGACACCGAGAGCUGGCCGCAGACACUUCCCCGCCGGCCUCUUGCCUCUGGCUCUCCCUUGGCUGCCACGGCCAUGCCCAGCUCCGUGCUGUGGGCUGUGGAUCUCUUCGGGAAGGUGUACACGCUCUCCACGGCUGGACAGUACUGGGAGCUGUGCAAAGACAGCCAGCUGGAGUUCAAGCGUGUCAGCGCCACCACACAGUGCUGCUGGGGCAUCGCCUGCGACAACCAGGUCUACGUUUACCUGUGCGCCAGCGACGUUCCCAUCCGCCGCCAGGAGGAGGCCUAUGAGAAUCAGCGCUGGAACCCCGUGGGCGGUUUCUGUGAGAAGUUCCUGCCAAGCGACCGCUGGCAGUGGAGUGACGUGAGUGGGCUCCAGCACCGGCCGCUGGACGGGGUGGCGCUGCCCUCACGGCAUUGGGAGUGGGAGUCGGACUGGUAUGUGGAUGAGAACUUCGGAGGGGAACCCACCGAGAAAGGGGGGUGGACGUAUGCCAUCGACUUCCCCGCCACCUACACGAGAGACAAGAAGUGGAAUUCUUGCGUGCGGCGGCGCCGAUGGAUUCGGUAUAGGAGAUACACGUCCCGAGAUGCCUGGGCCAAGAUCCCUUCGAAGGAUGACCCCGAGCAACUGCCUGACCCCUUCAAUGACCUCUCUGUGGGGGGGUGGGAAAUCACAGACGAGCCUGUGGGCCGCCUGUCCGUGUGGGCUGUGUCUCUUCAGGGAAAGGUGUGGUACAGAGAGGACGUCAGCCACCCUAACCCUGAAGGCUCAUCGUGGUCCCUCGUGGACACCCCAGGGGAGGCGGUGCAAAUCAGCUGUGGGCCCCACGACCUCCUGUGGGUCACGCUCUGGGAGGGGCAGGCCUUGGUCCGGGAAGGAAUCAACAGGAACAAUCCCAAAGGAAGUUCCUGGUCUGUAGUGGAGCCUCCUGCCUCUGAAAACGGGAUCGUACACGUCUCCGUGGGAGUCAGUGUGGUCUGGGCUAUCACCAAGGACCGGAAAGUGUGGUUCCGAAGAGGUGUCAACUCGCACAAUCCCUGUGGCACCAGCUGGAUCGAGAUGGUCGGAGACAUGAUGAUGGUGAACGUGGGGCUGAACGACCAGGUUUGGGGCAUUGGCUGUGAGGACCGGGCCGUGUACUUCCGCCAGGGUGUCACCCAGAGCGAGCUCAGCGGGAAGACGUGGAAGGCCAUCGUCGCCAGCCGAGAGAGUGACCGAUCCCACUCUGGUAGCUCUUCAAGUCUCCUCAGUGCUGGCUGCUUCUUUGGUGACGAGGUAAGGGGCAGUGGUGAGUCCUGUGCACCGAGCGACACGGAUGCCUCUUUGGAAGCCAACAGACCGGGGCCUGACCAGCCUGUUCCUGCAGAGUCUGUGGACGGUCCCAGGAACUCCAGGGAUAGCUCGGCCUCAGGCCCAGGCACUGGCAGGACCACAGAGCAUGCCGUGGAGGUCCCUGGCCCUGCCACUCAGACUUCUGGGCCCGAGUCCUGCCCUGGCCUGGCCUCCAGCCCAGCCGAACUGCCCUGGACCAAUAUUGACCUGAAGGAGCCCAAGAGAGUACCCGGCCACUCGGCUGCUGGCUUCCCAGAGACCACCGGCCUCUCCUCACUGGGGCUCCUCCCACUGGGUUUGGAGGAGCCCUAUGGGGCCGAUGACCACCCUCUGUGGGCCUGGGUUUCAGGAGGAGGCUGUGCCGUCGAGGCCCACGCUGUACUCAAGUGGUUCACCGUCCAGUCAGGCCUGUCCCCGUCGGUGCAGACGCUCUCCUUGUCCAUCAUGCCGGCCCAGACAGCCGCCUGGCGGAAGCAGAUCUUCCAACAGCUCACGGAAAGGACCAAGCGGGAGCUGGAGCACUUCCGGCACUACGAGCAGGCCGUAGAGCAGUCAGUGUGGGUGAAGACGGGGGCCCUGCAGUGGUGGUGUGAUUGGAAGCCCCACAAGUGGGUGGACGUCCGCGUGACCCUGGAGCAGUUCACGGGGCUCGACGGGGCUCGGGAUAGCAUCCUCUUCAUCUACUAUGUGGUCCACGAGGAGAAGAAGUACCUCCAUGUGUUCCUCAACGAGGUGACAGUGUUGGUCCCUGUGCUCAAUGAGACUAAGCACUCCUUCGCCCUCUACACGCCUGAGAGGACCCGGCAGAGGUGGCCUGUGCGCCUGGCUGCUGCCACCGAACAGGACACGAAUGACUGGCUUGCCCUGCUCAACCUGUCCUGCUGUGAGAGCCGGAGGGUCCACGGCCGCCCCUCCCCGCAGGCCAUCUGGUCCAUCACCUGCAAGGGGGACAUCUUCGUGAGCGAGCCUAGCCCAGACCUGGAGGCCUCUGAGCACAGGCUGCCCUGCGACCAGAUGUUCUGGCGGCAGGUGGGAGGCCACCUGCGGGUGGUGGAGGCCAACAGCCGGGGUGUGGUGUGGGGCAUCGGCUACGACCACACGGCCUGGGUCUACACUGGCGGCUACGGCGGAGGCUGCUUCCAAGGCCUGGCCAGCAGCACCAGUAACAUCUACACUCAGUCGGAUGUGAAAUGUGUCUACAUCUACGAGAACCAGCGCUGGAACCCCGUCACAGGCUACUCCAGCAGGGGUCUGCCCACGGACCGGUACAUGUGGAGUGAUGCUUCAGGGCUGCACGAGUGCACCAAGGCUGGCACGAAGCCCCCAUCCCUGCAGUGGACCUGGGUUUCUGACUGGUCUGUGGAUUUCAGCGUUCCCGGGGGAACAGACCAGGAGGGGUGGCAGUAUGCCAGUGACUUCCCUGCCUCGUAUCAUGGGUACAAAACCAUGAAGGAUUUUGUCAGGAGAAGGUGCUGGGCCAGAAAAUGUAAGUUGGUGACCAGUGGGCCCUGGCUGGAGGUGGCCCCUAUUGCCCUUGGGGACGUGUCCAUCAUCCCAGAGAGCCCAGGUGCCAACAGGAGUGGGCACAUCGCCCUCUGGGCCGUCAGCGACAAGGGGGACGUGCUGUGUCGCCUGGGCGUGUCGGAGCUCAACCCCGCGGGCUCCUCCUGGCUGCACGUGGGCACGGACCAGCCCUUCACUUCCAUCUCCAUCGGGGGCUGCCAUCAGGUGUGGGCCGUGGCCAGGGAUGGCUCCGCCUUCUACCGGGGCUCUGUGUCCCCCACACAACCAGCUGGGGACUGCUGGUACCACAUCCCGUCUCCUCCCAAGCAGAGACUGAAGCAGGUGUCCGUGGGGCAGACGGCAGUGUACGCCUUGGACGAAAAUGGGAAUCUGUGGUAUCGCCAAGGAGUGACGCCCAGCUACCCGCAGGGCUCCAGCUGGGAGCACGUGUCCAACAACGUGUGCCGAGUAUCCGUGGGGCCCUUGGACCAGGUCUGGAUUAUCGCCAACAAGGUCCCGGGGAGCCAUAGCAUGAGCCGUGGAACUGUGUGCCACCGCACAGGCGUGCAGCCUCGAGAGCCCAUGGGACAGGGCUGGGACUACGGCAUUGGGCCAUGGGUGACGAGGCGCUCUCCUUCCAGGGGGGCUGGGAUCACAUCACCAUCCGGGCCAAUGCCACCAGAGCCCUCAGGAGCAGGUCCCAGGAGACAACCACUGACUGGAGUGGGGAGCCGGGCCUUCCCAGCACGCCCUCGAGGGUGGCUGGAGCCCCACACGAGGCCCGUGGCCCUGUCUGCUGCUGAGGCCACCUCCCCCCUCACCUGAAGCAGGUUUCAUGCAGGUGUUAAGGAUCAAGGUGGAUACGUGAGCCUUCCUGUCUGAGCCAUUCUUGAAUGUGGAUCCUGGAGGGAACCUGGCGGGAGGUCCCGGCCACCUCAGAGGCACUGGCUGAACCAGCUCAGAAAUGUGAAGCUUUGUGGGUGCUCCUGCACGGGUCCCUGUCUGCAAGGAGGGCCACGGAGUGGGCUGGGGGCCACUUCACUCCAGCCUUUCCCACCUAUCCGUCCCCACUCUGCCUCCCGCCUUUCAAGAAAGGGAACCUAGAGCCCCCCAGGAAUGCUGCUCUGGGGAAUCAAGCCCAUGAAACCCCAGGGCCCAGACCCCGCCUACCUCCCGACGAAAAUGGCUGUGGGGCUCACUCAGGGCCGCUUCGCCCUGUUCUGGGAUGAUUUUUCAGAGCCAGAUGCGGAAAUACGGUUUAAUUUCAAAAGUUAAGAGUUGGCAGCUUGGAAGGAAAGGCUGGGGAGGGGUGUCUUUCUCCUGGGUGGGCACAAGCCCUUGGCGGUCCUGGCAGAAGCUGUCCGUGCAGAACUUGCUGACAUCUGCCCCCAGCCAACCGUCCCCCCCGCCGUGGGAUUGGGGGCUGCUCCCUCUGUGAUCAGCCAGGAGGGGCUGUGGGGACAUGGGGUGUGCCGGCCGCAGCCCCAAGCCCUACACGCCAGGGCAGGAGCCCGCCCCACCCGGGACCGGUAGGAAAGCACCUCCCAUCCUGCAGCUUCUCUUUCUUUUUUUUUUUUUUUUUAAGAUUUUACUUUUAAGUGAUCUCUCCAUCCAGCAUGGGGCUCGAACCUACAACCCCGAGAUCAAGAGUCGCAGGCAGUACCAGCUGAGCCAGCCAGGCGCCCCUUCUCUGCUGCUGCUUAUGUGAUGACGGCCCCAUCUGGGGAAGCCUCAAAUGUGCUUCCUGCAACCAGACACGUUGCCUGGAAGCCAUCAGAGCCCAAGCUGGCCUCUGCUCAUUUGGGGACAAAAACGGACAGACUCCAGCCUUCCCCGGAACUCCCAUCAGGAGGGGUCAGAUGUGCCUUUGAUCCCGUCUUGCAGGGUGGGGCUCGUCAGCAGAGGCUAACUAGAAGGAGGUUUCCUGUGGGGUCCCCUCCUGCACCGGAGGGGGCUGACGGUCUCUGCGUUUGCCGGGAAUGAUGGAGGUGCGACCGGGAGGUGUGAGUGCGGGUUGGGGACGCCGUCCUGGGUGUUCACACCUGUCAGGUGGUCUCCGGGUGGGCACUGCGGGUUUCUUCUGUAGCAGCGAUCUGUCAUCCUGUGGUGACUUGCUGUCCGUAGCUGGGUGGCUGUGUCCUCGCUGCUGAGCACUCACCAUCUACCUGCUCAGCAUCACCGAACCGUUUUGUUUCCUUGGCUGCUUUAUUCAAUAAAAUCUCACAGUGGAG
This is a messenger RNA of Enhydra lutris kenyoni (northern sea otter), 5235 nucleotides long. RefSeq names its product tectonin beta-propeller repeat containing 1. The record is from RefSeq and is a predicted model, not a curated record. The transcript is spliced from 25 exons. Bases 239 to 3829 code for a protein of 1196 amino acids. Gene Ontology annotation, cellular component: membrane. Lineage: Eukaryota; Metazoa; Chordata; Mammalia; Carnivora; Mustelidae.